UGGAAAUAACAGGCUGCUGUCUCCGAGAAAGGUGAAUAGGACGGAAUAAGAUGAGCGUGAAUAUGAUGAUACCGGCGGAGACAAUAGGCCACUUUUGGACGGACAGAGAUGGACGGAUAAGGUAGAGGCGGGGCCCCGGCUGCAAGGGGGCGGGGCAAGAUACCAGCGCGCCGGGGCGGGAGCGGAGAAAGUGAUAGAGGAAAGAAAACAAGAGGGGGGAAAACACAAGGGAUUUUUUUUUUUUUUUUUUUUUUUUUUUUUUUUUUUUUGGGAGUUUGUCAAAGAGAGGGAGAGAGAGAGAGGGGAGGAGAGGGAGAAGGGAGGGGAGAGAGAGAGAGAGAGAGAGAGAGAGAGAGAGUGUGUGUCUGUGUGUGUUUUUAUGAAUGAAGUGAGUCACUGCCGAUGUGUCAUAGGCCCGACGUCUUUAUAAAAGGAAGUUUUAAACAAGCCUAAACACUUCACUCGCUAAAUGUUGGACGUCGCAUCACAACUCUCUCAUUUUCUCCAAGUGUCUCUCCAACCUUCAUAAACAGCAAACUUCAGCAUCACUUAGCAACUUUUUCUACUUCCAUCCCUCCGCCUCGGACACCUUUUGCUCCCGGUUUUGACUGACAAGGAUACACUUCCUGGAGUGACGUUUAUUUAUUGAUUUUUAUUUCUUUUUGUUAUUUAUUGAUUUUUUUGGUCAUUGUUAUUCACUGCAGUCUUUCGGCUGCUGGCUGGGUUUGCAAGGUGUGGGACUGCAAGCAAUAUGAAAUUACUGCUGGAUUCCUCCUCGUCGCUGCUGUUGUCGCUGCUAAUAACGCAGCUUCCGGUCUUCACGUGUGCGUCUCCGGUGCCUCCGCGGCGGCCCAGCGACAUGGACAAGCUUUCCAACCAGACCAAAAACCUCAUGAAGCUCACCCAGGAACUGCUGAGGGCGCACGCUUUCGACUCUGACGCCGAGCCUCACAGGUUCCGGUCCCUGCCGGAAAUGAGCAACAGGUCAGCGCACGACCUCCACAAUCUUCAGCUGAGGCCCACGCUCUCCCAGCUCCACGCCGACCUGAAGCUGUACGAGCACCACUUCGAGUGGCUCAACAGGGUCUCCAAGAAGCACCACCACCCUGCACUGCCCAAGCUGGUGGAGGUGAUCAAGGAGAUGAAGUCGCUGAUCAACCUGCUGCACCACCAGAUGCUGAGGGUCCAGGCGCCCAAGCUGGCCCCCGUGGCCCCCUCCCUGCCCCCGGAGCUGCCCUACCAGUUCGACGUGCUGCAGUCCAGCCAGGAGCUCCUCCAGCACUUCAAGCUCUUCUGCGACUGGGCGUACCGAGCCUUCAUCAGCCUCAAGCCCAAAGUCGCCGCCGUUCAGUCGUAAGCGCUCGCACAGCGGGGGGGGUUGGGAGGGGGACGCACAGCGGGGGGGUCACUGUAGCCAAUAGCGUUCCUGGAGGCCUCAGCUGAUGACACGUAGUGAGCCAAAGACUACAAUAACAUCAUGGUGAUUAUUAUUUAUUAUUAUUAUUAUUAUUAUUAUUAUUUGUAUUUAUUUAUUUAUUGACUGUCAGUAAUUUAUUGAAUGUUAUUUAUUUGAAGUUGUAUCGUGUCACUCUCACCUUCUUUAUCCACGUGAACUUUGUUUGAGCACAUACUUUCUUACUCUUGUGCCUCCUUGCUCUUCUUUCACUUCUUCAGACAGUCACCUUUUUGUUUUGGUCGCACCCCAGUGCCCUAAAGCAGCGGUGUCCAAAGUGUGGCCCCCAAAAGUGGGGGGGGGGGCGGCUCGAUUUUUUCUAAAAAAUAAGAUUACAUUUGAAAAAACAAAUGGAAUAAAAAAGCAAACAGGUGAAAUAUAAGGGGAAAAGUUGAAAUUUUGACUCUAAUAAGACAAAACUGCCAUGCAGGCUGUUUAAUUUAACUUAAAACUGUCAUUGCUGGAAAAAUAAUAAUGAAUCAAAAUCAAUGUUGUUAUGAAUUAUUGACAUAUUUAAGGAUCCAAUUACUUAAUAAUAAUAAUAAUAGAUUUUAUUUUGUAAAAAGCACUUUACAUUGAGUAAACAACCUCAAAGUGCUACACUGUAUUAAAAAAAUACAAAUAAAAAGAUAAUAAAAAUAACUAAAAAUAAAAACUAGAACAGCAUAAUAGCUAGAACUAGUAUGCAUAUAUCUAA
Molecule: messenger RNA, 2150 nt
Organism: Entelurus aequoreus (snake pipefish)
Lineage: Eukaryota; Metazoa; Chordata; Actinopteri; Syngnathiformes; Syngnathidae
Gene: il11a
Product: interleukin 11a
Exons: 5
Coding region: 752-1357 (201 amino acids)
Biological process (GO): positive regulation of cell population proliferation; positive regulation of MAPK cascade
Cellular component (GO): cytoplasm
Molecular function (GO): cytokine activity; growth factor activity
Source: RefSeq, a predicted model, not a curated record